AUGGACAAUAACAAGUACAGACCAGGAGAGGUGGUGGCAGUGGAGCUCCAGGCUACAACCUCGAUACCAUUCAUCGGUUUCCUGUUACAGGCCCGAGAGGAGGGGGCUCAGUCUCCAGUGGGCUCCUUCAUCCUCACAGCUGGGUCCAGUCAGCUCCUCACCUGCAGUCAGAAACCUCAAAAUGUCUCCAGGAAAGACUGUGGUAUCACCAAGGUGUGCUUCAGUCAGCCUUCAGACUGUGACCCCACAGUAAGCACUGACUGUUACUUCAUGUCAGCCCAGAAGUUAUCGACCAGCGACGCAGGCGUGCACUAUGAAAUGAUGGGCCGAUCUGAUGGAUACAUCUCUUUUGGAUUCUCAGAUGAUCAGAUAAUGGGGAACGAUGACAUAUACAUCUGUGUUGUAGGAAGUGACGGUCUUGUGCAGUUGCAGCAUGCUUUUUCAACAGGAAGAACAACUCCACAAACUCUUCCUCUGGGGGAUGUUUCCAAUAUAAAAGCAUCAGUACAAGGAGGGGUUAUCAGCUGCUCUUUCACCUCCAUGAACACUGUAUCUACCGUGAAGAAGACUGGGUUUAACAAAACAUACUAUCUCAUGUUCGCCCAUGGGCCAAGCAACAAUGGACAAAUCCGGUUCCACAGAGCUACCUUCAUCAGCGCAGAAAAGAUAGACAUUUCUAGACCUCAGCUCAUUCAAAAAGGUGGAUGGCCUCACAUCAUCAAAGCACAUGGAGCUCUGAUGCUGAUAGCUUGGAUGACCACAGGAUCACUAGGAAUGAUGGUAGCUGGAUAUCUGAAAGGGUUUGCCAAGGGAACGACACUUUUGGGCAAAGCUGUCUGGUUUCAGGUCCACGUUGCUGUAAUGACCCUGACGAUGGCAGCCACGAUCAUCGCCUUUAUCCUGCCCUUUGCACAUGUAAAAGGCUGGUCUGGGGGGGCUCAUCCUGUGUUAGGCUGCCUGGUUAUGAUCCUUUCAUUCAUUCAAUCCAUCCUAGCUCUGCUUCGCUGUGGACCUCAACAUCAAUGGAGGUUUCUGUUCAACUGGACUCAUGCGUUAAAUGGAGUUGGAAUAAAAGCUUUAUCUGUGGCAGGAAUAUUUACAGGCUUGAAGUUGAUUGACAGCUCUGUGGACCAAUGGCUGAUGAAAGUCAUGGGCGGCUUUGUUGGCUGGGAAGUUUUGUUCCACAUCCUGUUGGCUGUCAGUUUAGGAUGGAAAGUUCAAAGAAAAGAUACUCUGGAGUCAAAGAUGAUAACAACAGAUGUUCUGCUGAUUUUUCUCUUCUUUUUGGGAAACUUGGCCUUUUUGGUGGCACUUCUUGUUGGAAUUGGGACUUCAAACCAUGACUCACAAUAA
Messenger RNA from Cheilinus undulatus (humphead wrasse), 1353 nucleotides. Its product is annotated as putative ferric-chelate reductase 1. NCBI's taxonomy places the organism in Eukaryota, Metazoa, Chordata, Actinopteri, Labriformes, Labridae. Gene Ontology annotation, molecular function: oxidoreductase activity, acting on metal ions. Bases 1 to 1353 code for a protein of 450 amino acids. The transcript is spliced from 13 exons. The record is from RefSeq and is a predicted model, not a curated record.